Molecule: messenger RNA, 3686 nt
Organism: Lucilia cuprina (Australian sheep blowfly)
Lineage: Eukaryota; Metazoa; Arthropoda; Insecta; Diptera; Calliphoridae
Exons: 3
Coding region: 188-3592 (1134 amino acids)
Biological process (GO): cilium assembly
Cellular component (GO): cilium; microtubule
Molecular function (GO): microtubule binding
Source: RefSeq, a predicted model, not a curated record
AGUCUUGUUUAAGACUUUGCACGAAACUAAAGGUAUUUCCGGGUGUUGAGUGAGAAAAAAAAAGGAAAUUUUUAUUUAAGAAUAUAUUGACCUUUGAGGCAAUGAACUUUUAAUUGAAGCAAAAAUUAUUGUUGUAACAAUAAAACAUUGACCGGUAUAUUAUUUUUGUUUGUGUGUUAUUAAAGGCAUGAUUACGGGAGCUGAAGGCCGGCAAAAUCACACGUUAUUGGAUAUAAAGAAACAACAAUGGGCUAAAGAAAAGGAGGAGAUUGCCAAAUUGGAUGAAAUGUUUUCUUCAUCUAUGCAGUCAUCAUCUUCCACACAUCAUCACCAGAAAAUAGAACGCACUUCCAUACGCACUUAUUACUCAAAUCUGGACCUGAGUCAGACCUCUAAAAGAAGCUCACGUCAACAUUUAUAUCAACAACAACAACAGCAGCAACAACAACAACAGCAAUCCUACAACAAUAAUAUGCAAACGUCUAACAACAGAAAUCCCAAACCAAGACCUCAACUCCAACAAUCACAGCCAGCAGUAGAUAACCAGUUGGUGAAACGAGGACCAAGUUAUGAUUACAUGAAUAAUUAUAUCGAUCGAGAUGAUGAAGACUUUUUAGAUGAUCUGGGUCAUGAAGCAGAUCUUGAGGAUGAUUUACAGCCUUAUAUGAAAAUGAGAAGGAACAGUCAACAUCCAGGAAGAGCGCCUUUAUUAAAUCAACGUCAUAAUACAACUAGUAUGAUGUCGCAACAACCUGGACAACGUAAAUAUUCUUAUGUGGAACUUAUGCCCAAUACUUUGCAAACAGCCAAGGGUAGAAUACAAAAUCAAAAUACACAUAUGCAACGUAUACGUAGUCCUAGUUUGCCUGUCAUACGUCACCGGGGUGAUUAUUUUACCUAUAAUCAACAGCAGCAGCAGCAACAACAACAGCAGCAGCAGGAUAAAAUUCCUUUAAAGUUAGCUAUAAACCCACAUAAUACACAACUUAUUAGUGUGGAUCCUGGUAACCAGCAGCAACAACAACAACAACACCAUCAUCGACUAAACAAUCAGUUACAGGUAUUACCAGGGAAUCCAGCGAAUGGUUGCCAGGAAGAAGACACUUCAGGCUAUUUAAGUGAUUCUCCUAAAAAUAUACACACCCCCAAUAUUUGGUUUAAUGAUGGCGCUAGUCAGGUGGAGAGUGUAGCAAGUGCUAUUGACAGCAACAGUUUAAUAUCGGCAGAAGGUUUAGAAUACAUGGGCAGAAGAAGUAAAAGAUCAAUAAUAAAUCAACAGCAACAACAGCAGCAAUUGUUGAGGACGGUGAAAGGUCAACAAACUCAAAAUGACGAACAAAUUCUAAAUAAAACUUAUAUUGUUAAGGGGAGAAGAGGUUCACAGCAACAGCAACACCAACAGCUAGUGGUGGCCUAUGAUAAUGAUGAUUGUUUGGAGUUACAGCAAAAUGUAAAAGGUUAUCAGCAGGGAGGUUUCUAUGAGUCCUCUAAUUCUCCUUCUACUCCGAACCGUGAUGUGUCCACUUCGAAUACUUAUCAAAUACAUCAUACUGAUGAAUCGGAAAUUUACACCCAACAUACCCAAGAGGAACGUGAACGAGCCAAAUGGUGUUAUAAUCAGACACAAGAUAGUCACAGUAAACAUUUGCAACAACAAUGUGGUCCAGGAUGGCUAAGUCGUGGUCUCCAUGAUUUAAAGGAUAGUGAAGAUGAUACUCAAUCUCUGCAAUCUUCUUGCUAUCUUAGAGGACAAAAUGCUCCCAUAGAACCUCACGUAAUGGCCGAACGUUUGGAUAAAAAACGCAAGGCUGCUGAGUAUCACAUGGCCAUCAAGCAGCAGUUACAAGAAAGAGAAUCCAUGCGACGAUGGGAAUUGGAGAGACAUAGACAAGAAGAGCAAAUGGAGGAAGAGCGUGUAAGAAAGCAAAAGCAAAUGGAGCAGGAACGUUUGGAUAUGGAAAGGAGGCAGCAAUUAGAAAAGGAAGAAAUGCAAAAGAGAAAACAACAAGCCAUGCUAGAUGCCAUAGCUAAGGCUGAACAGGCUGCCAAAAUGGAAAAACUAAAGAAAAGAAAUAGGAAGCUACAACAGGAGAAAGAUGAAAGUCAAGACAGGGUAAACAAUGAAGCUGUACGGACUGAAGAAUCUAGAGCAGAAAAUCCCAAAGAAUUAUUAAAAGUUCUGUCCAUAGAUGCAGAAGAAGAUCAACCAAAGGUGUUACAACAACCAAAGGAAACACCAAUCCACACAGAACCUGAAAAGGAAUCACAGCAGCAAGAGGAAAAGGUUUUAAUUGGCACUCCCAUUAAUCUUAGAAGAGCCUUCAGUAAACCCAUUACUCCUACUCCUACUACAGACACUAUGAAACAACCUAAUCCAGCAGGAGAAAAUGUAGUUAUCAUGCAACCUGCUACACUUAUACCACUGCCAGUUACUUCGGAUAUUUUGGGACUACAGACGGCUAUAGGUAAUCUACAAAUUGCCACUUAUCUAAUGCAGCAGCAUCUUAAACCUACAACAGCAGCCUCAACAACAGACGACUUUUCUAAAACAACAGGAGGAGCUUAUACCCAAAGGACAGAUACUUCCAUUUACACCGAAGAUGGUUAUCAACCGGAUAAGGUGGAAGACAUAGAGAAAGCUACCCAAACCGUCAACGAUCUAUUUGAAAACCGAGAAAAAACUCCGGAUAAUACUUUACGUGAAAGCUUGGGAAAACAAGUGGAAUUUGCAGAACCCGAAGAAGAUUCAAAUAAACUGGCUUUAAUACCCUUAACCAAUCGUCCCAAACAAACGCUCAGUGAAUCCUCAGAGGACUCAAAGGACCAACAAGACUCCAAAAUUAGUCAAGAUGUAGAGACACAAACGGAAUUACCGCUAAACUGUGAUCUAUGCUUGUUCCACGACAACUUUUAUAAAGUUUUACUUAAACGCGAAGUCUCUACUACCACCACAACUCAUACAGCCAAGACAAAAACCAAACCUGCCAAAGAAGCUGAUAAAGAUCAUGAAACUACUACCACUACUACGACCACAACUACCACUACUUUCAAGGCCAAAUCUAAAGAUAAAGACAAAAAACGUAACUCCAAAGAAGCACACAACAAAAUAGAUGAACGCCCUAAAUGGGGUGUUAAUCGACCCAUAGUGCAAUAUGUCAAGGCCAGCGAUCGUGAUCCCUUUUGUUUGCGCAACAAGAAAAAACAUUGUCAUACAGCUGCUAAUAGCAAACAUUCACGUUCUCAAUCGGUAGACUCAAGACUGGAUAAUCAUGCCAAAGAUUGUAAUGAUAAGGAGGAAAAUGAGCGUAAUAAUGAGAGUGAAACUUCCGCCGCCGAACAGGAAGGGUUUCUUCUAAAAGCACGUAAUGUUUGUACUGAAAUCCUACCCAUUAAGACGGAUGAGAAAGGAAGAAUAUUUCUGAAUUUUCGUGAAGCUAGUGCCAUAAUGAAUGAAGAUGAAAUUAAAGAGAAAUUGCGACAAAAAUACUUCAACUUUGGCAGAAUUUUACCACGACGUAGUUGGGCCUCAGCUACGCAACAUGCUGGUAUAAAUUAUACCAUUGCAGGAGUGGGGGAUAUAAAUGGAGAUUAAAGAAAGUAAGAUUUUUAUUAUAAAGUUUGGUUAUAUAUACAAUUAAAGUAGCAACAAUUUGUAAAAGUAAAAUUUUUGAAUAAAGAAACAUUUU